This is a messenger RNA of Artibeus jamaicensis (Jamaican fruit-eating bat), 2256 nucleotides long. RefSeq names its product presenilin 2 (gene PSEN2). The coding region runs from base 332 to 1681 and encodes 449 amino acids. The transcript is spliced from 12 exons. Gene Ontology annotation, biological process: negative regulation of apoptotic process; membrane protein ectodomain proteolysis; amyloid-beta metabolic process. Gene Ontology annotation, molecular function: aspartic endopeptidase activity, intramembrane cleaving. The record is from RefSeq and is a predicted model, not a curated record. Lineage: Eukaryota; Metazoa; Chordata; Mammalia; Chiroptera; Phyllostomidae. Gene Ontology annotation, cellular component: apical plasma membrane; neuromuscular junction; growth cone.
CGGGGUUUGCGCUGUAGCCGGGUCUUGGCCGGGCGAAGGGCCAGCGGCGUAAACACCCACGGAGAGUCGCGUAGGAGCAGGUGGAGAACCUGAGAGGCAUCGCACCAGAAAAAUUGCAGAGCCAACUUAACUCGAAAUUGACAUCCUGGGCAGCCAAGCCUGUGCUGAGAGUAACUUGAUCAGGAUAGACCCUGGCUUCCCGUAUGGAUGCCCCUGACGUCUGCAUAGUUCAUUCUGUAGACACCUGAGCUUCUGAGGCCUUCAGCCAAGACCUCUGGCAGAAAUUAAAGGCUUUGGAUAAGCUGUUGCAGGUACUUCCGGAGGUCAGGCCAUGCUCACGUUCAUGGCCUCUGACAGCGAGGAAGAAGUAUGCAACGAGCGGACGUCCCUGAUGUCAGCCGAGAGCCCCACACCACGCUCCUGCCAGCAGGAGGCCAGGCAGGGCCUGGAGGACGGAGAGAAUGCUGCCCAGUGGAGAAACCAGGACAGCGAGGAGGACCACGAGGAGGACCCUGACCGCUACGUCUGCAGUGGGGUCCCCGGGCGGCUGCCGGGCCUGGAGGAGGAGCUGACCCUCAAAUACGGGGCGAAGCACGUGAUCAUGCUUUUCGUGCCGGUGACUCUGUGCAUGAUUGUGGUGGUGGCCACCAUCAAGUCUGUGCGCUUCUACACGGAGAAGAACGGGCAACUCAUCUACACGCCGUUCACCGAGAACACGCCCUCGGUGGGCCAGCGCCUCCUCAACUCCGUGCUCAACACCCUCAUCAUGAUCAGCGUCAUCGUGGUCAUGACCAUCUUCCUGGUUGUGCUCUACAAGUACCGCUGCUACAAGUUUAUCCACGGCUGGCUGAUCAUGUCCUCCCUGAUGCUGCUGUUCCUGUUCACCUACAUCUACCUCGGGGAAGUGUUCAAGACCUACAAUGUGGCCAUGGACCACCCCACUCUGUUGCUGACCGUCUGGAACUUCGGGGCGGUGGGCAUGGUGUGCAUCCACUGGAAGGGCCCCCUGGUGCUGCAGCAGGCCUACCUCAUCAUGAUCAGCGCGCUCAUGGCCUUGGUGUUCAUCAAGUACCUCCCGGAAUGGUCCGCGUGGGUCAUCCUGGGCGCCAUCUCCGUGUACGAUCUCGUGGCUGUGCUGUGCCCCAAAGGGCCGCUGAGGAUGCUGGUGGAGACUGCGCAGGAGCGAAACGAGCCCAUAUUCCCUGCCCUGAUAUACUCAUCCGCCAUGGUGUGGACAGUGGGCAUGGCCAAGCUGGAUCCCUCCUCCCAGGGAGCCCUUCAGCUCCCCUACGACCCAGAGAUGGAAGAAGACUCCUACGACAAUUUUGGGGAGCCCUCAUACCCUGAAGUCUUCGAGCACCCCCUGCCUGGCUACCCAGGGGAGGAGCUGGAGGAAGAGGAGGAAAGGGGUGUGAAGCUCGGCCUGGGAGACUUCAUCUUCUACAGCGUGCUGGUGGGCAAGGCGGCGGCCACGGGCAGUGGGGACUGGAACACCACGCUGGCCUGCUUCGUGGCCAUCCUCAUUGGUUUGUGUCUGACCCUCCUGCUGCUCGCGGUGUUCAAGAAAGCGCUGCCCGCCCUCCCCAUCUCCAUCACGUUCGGGCUCAUCUUCUACUUCUCCACGGACAACCUGGUGCGCCCGUUCAUGGACGCCUUGGCCUCCCGCCAGCUCUACAUCUGAGGGGCGCGGCUCCGCGGCUGGACGCUGUAGACGCCCGUAGCUGGACGCAGCUGUGUAGUCUCACACUCUAGUGCCAUUCAAGACGUUUUUGCUCCUUAGGAAAAAAAACCCAACAAGAAUAAAAGAGUACCAGGUUCACUUUGCGGAGGAGGACCAGCCUCUUGGUGCUAGCCAUUUGGUCGCCAGGAGCAGCCCCUCCAGGAGCACACGCCUCACCGGGAAGCUGGGAGUCGAUCCGGGUGAAUGAAGGAAGGGGAUGUGGUGGCGGAGGAGCUUGGAGAAGGCCGUCUGGGCACGCCUCGAGCCGGAACAUUCCGAGGGCCAAGAUGAAGGAAGGAGCCUGUGCAUACCAGGACCAGAAUCGCAUGCCCAGGACAGCAGGGACCGCCUGGGCACUCUGGCCGAAGAAGAAAAGCGCAGUUUCUCUGCAAGGAUUGUCCCCAGUGCUUUGUCUAUGAUGUCAUUGUUAUUCUAUUGCCUUUAGAAAUCAAGUCCUAAUCUUGUUCCAGCAGUUCCUCUGGGAAGUGGCGCGAUAUUAGCAUCAAUAAAGAGAUGGAUCCUGGUGGAACGGCGGA